AUGGGCAACGGAGCCAAGACCCUCACCCAGCGCAAGCGGGACACCAAGACCACUAAGGCUGCUGGAUCGCAGCGCGACAGCAAUGAGAAAGCCAUGAACAUCCAGUGCAAGAUCUGCAAACAGACUUUCCUCCAGACCACCAAGGCCCCUGCUCUUAUGGAGCACGCCGCCAACAAGCACGCAAAGCUCCCCGCUGCCAGCUGCUUCGACGCCCUCAGCGGAACAGCCUAA
Molecule: messenger RNA, 231 nt
Organism: Penicillium soppii
Lineage: Eukaryota; Fungi; Ascomycota; Eurotiomycetes; Eurotiales; Aspergillaceae
Exons: 4
Coding region: 1-231 (76 amino acids)
Source: RefSeq, a predicted model, not a curated record